UUCUUCAGUAAUCAAUUCUUUCCAUUUUAGAAUUUGCUUCAGGUACUAUUAAUACUGUGGUUAUUUCAUGCUUAAAGCCAAUAUAUAGUGCAUCAAUUUGACAACUAUGCGUAUUCCUCCAUUUUUAUCAAAUUCAAAGCUCCCAAGCUGGAUUUCAAGAAUCAAGGAGCUAUCAACCAGUGAAAAAUGGCACGAAGUAAUCUCUCAGUAUCAUGUAAUGAAAAAUACAGAACCUCAUCUGCUUGAUGUCAGUCUGUUCCCUCAUAUCCUCAAAGCAUGUUCCUACUUGUCCAUGAACAAUGGUAAGUGUUUUCAUGGUUGUCUGAUCAAGACAGCAUUUGAUUCAUUUACUUCCAUUGGUAAUUCCAUUAUGAGCUUUUACCUUAAAUGUGGAGAGCUGGAAACUGCUGUGAGUGUGUUCGAUUCCAUGAGAAGCCGAGACUCGGUUUCUUGGAAUGUUUUGAUUCAUGGGUAUCUCCAUCAUGGUCAUUUCUUGGAAGGGUUGUGGGAGUUUAGAAAUGCUAGGGUUAAUGCAUUUGAAUCCAAUAUUUCUUCCUUGGUGCUUGUUAUUCAAGCUUGUCGUAGUCUUGGAGCUAAGCCAGAAGGGUGGCAGAUACAUGGUUAUGUAAUUCAGAGUGGUUUUUGGGCUAGUUGUUCAAUUCAAAAUUCAUUUUUGUGCUUUUAUGUAGAUAUUGAUAUGGGAUAUGCGCGGAAUCUGUUCGAUGAAAUGCCUGAGAAAGAUGUCAUCUCUUGGAGUGUGAUGAUUAGUGGCUAUGUCCAUAGCCUGGAAGCUCAGGGUGGAUUGCAGAUGUUUCAAAAGAUGUUAUCCAUGUCUGGGAUUGAGCCAGACGGAAUGAUUACGGUCAGUGUUCUUAAAGCCUGUGCUAGUUUAGUGAACAUAACUAUGGGAAGGUUGGUACAUGCGUUGUCGAUUCAAAGAGGUUUAGAUUGUGAUAUGUUUGUGGAGAAUUCUUUGAUUGAUAUGUAUUCUAAGUGUCAACAUGUGGAUUCUGCAUUUGAAGUUUUUAACGAGAUGUCGACAAGAAAUAAUGUCUCGUGGAAUUCUAUGAUAUCUGGAUUAGUCCUUGAUGAAAAAUUCCCGGAAGCUCUAUCGCUGGUUUAUUCUAUGGAAAAGAAGGGUAUAAAAGCAGAUGAAGUGACAUUGGCAAAUUGUCUUCAAAUAUGCAAGUUCUUUGCUCUACCUUAUCAGUGCAAAGCAGUUCACUGUGUAACUACCCGCUGUGGUUUUGAAUCAAAUGAUAUUGUGAUUAGUUCGCUCAUAGAUGCUUAUGCCAAGUGCAAUCUUAUUGAACUUUCAUGGAAAAUCUUUUCUAGGACGAGGAGAAGAGAUGUAAUCCUGUGGAGCACCAUGAUUGCUGGGUUUGCGCAUUGCGGGAAGCCUGACGAAGCGAUAGCUGUCUUUAGAAAUAUGAGCGAUACAACAGAGAAUCCUAAUGUAGUUACUGUCGUAAAUCUUCUCGAGGCGUGCUCAGUUGCAGCCGAAUUAAAGAGAUCAAAGUGGGCGCACGCGAUUGCGAUUCGAAGAGGUUUGACAGAAGAAGUGACAGUUGGAACUGCAAUUCUUGACAUGUACUCUAAAUGUGGGGAAAUAGAAGCCUCAAGAAAGGCAUUCAAUCAAAUUCCCCAGAAAAAUAUUGUGACAUGGAGUGCCAUGAUAGGUGCUUAUGGUAUAAACGGUCUUGCUCGUGAAGCCUUGGCUUCACUUUCUGAAAUGAAAUUGCAUAAAUUCAAGCCCAACGCCUUGACUUAUCUGUCAGUGCUUACAGCCUGUAGUCACGGUGGAUUAGUCGAAUCAGGGCUCGCUAUUUUCAAAUCAAUGAUUGAGGAGGACGGGGUUGAACCCGGGUUUGAACACUACUCGUGUGUGGUUGACAUGUUAAGUCGUGCAGGAAAGCUCAAUGCUGCAUUGGAAUUCAUCAGGAUCAUGCCUGAAAGUUUUAGGACUGGUGCAAGUGUCUGGGGUGCACUAUUGAGUGGUUGCAGAAAUUAUGGGAGCACUAAGCUCGGCGAAGGAGCUGUGUUUCGAGUUCUUGAGGUUGAACCUCUGGACUCAGCUGGAUAUUUACUGGCAUCAAGCAUGUAUGCGGCGAACGGUUCGUGGGACGAUGCAGGUAGGAUGAGAUUAUUAGGCAGGGAGAGAGGAGUAAGGUCUGUUGCUGGUUACAGCUUAGUACAUAUUGGUAGCAAGGCGCAUAGAUUUGUGGCUGGAGACGAGUCUCAUCCUCAAGCAGGUGACUUGUAUUACAUGCUUAAUCAACUACAUUGCUGUAUGAAGAUUAGUACAAUUGACAACAUAUGUUUCUGCUGAUGUAAACUUAAAUUUGGACAUGAGAUUUGUUUUUUCUUUCAAUUCAUUCUUUUUGGAGAACUUGCAUAACAAGAAAAUUCAGUA
This is a messenger RNA of Mercurialis annua (annual mercury), 2413 nucleotides long. Its product is annotated as pentatricopeptide repeat-containing protein At2g17210. Gene Ontology annotation, biological process: RNA modification. The transcript has a single exon. The coding region runs from base 107 to 2329 and encodes 740 amino acids. Lineage: Eukaryota; Viridiplantae; Streptophyta; Magnoliopsida; Malpighiales; Euphorbiaceae. Gene Ontology annotation, molecular function: RNA binding; protein binding. The record is from RefSeq and is a predicted model, not a curated record.